This is a messenger RNA of Bolinopsis microptera, 1585 nucleotides long. RefSeq names its product coiled-coil domain-containing protein 89-like. Bases 8 to 1012 code for a protein of 334 amino acids. The record is from RefSeq and is a predicted model, not a curated record. NCBI's taxonomy places the organism in Eukaryota, Metazoa, Ctenophora, Tentaculata, Lobata, Bolinopsidae. The transcript has 8 exons.
GAGCAGUAUGAAACCAGAUGUUCUGAGGAAAAUGGUAACUGAGUCAAGAACAGGUUUAUCGCCUCCUCUGAUAAGCCGGGACAAGGGAAAUGUCAGUGAAAUGGACAUUCUUUACAAUCGGAUUGACCAACAGGUUGAACUUAUAAGUGUGUUGAAGCAGCGGCUCGAUGAAAUGACCAAACGGUGGGAAAGAAGCGAAGCAGAGCUCGAACAACAGGAAAUAGAACGAAGCAAGGUGCAACAAUCCCAUAUCCAGAUAGCAAAGAAAUACUCGAACCUGGAGGUCCGCUGGCAUCAACUGUCAGGGAAUCACAAUGAAAUGAUAGCUUUAAAGGACGACUACAAAGAUAAAUGUAGGUUGCUAACUGAGCGAUUAAAGAAACUUGAGGCUGGAGAGAGUGCUGCUUUGGCGGUCGAGCAGAGAAAAUAUCAUGAUCUUAAAAAACAAGUUUCUGAUUUGAAGGAGUCACAGAGGAAACAUGUCUCUCAUGAAACUAGUUUGCAAGAGACAAUCAAAUCGCUAGAAAGUCAAGUUGAGUUGAUGUUGGAGAAGGAAAACAAACUUCUAGAAGAUUUCCAACAUACUCAAAUAUAUCACAAACAAUCGGUGUCUCAGUUUGAGCUGAAGUUAGAGGAUAAUGACGCAUCACUAGCUCAGAGCAAAAACCAGAAUGAACAGAUGAAGAGCCAGAUAUCGGAUCUAACCCAGCAAAUUAUCAUCAGAGGAAAACUUGUCCAGGAUAAAGACGACAACGUGAAGAAACUACAGUCCGACAAGAAAAGGGUUGAUGAGAAAAACAAGAAGUUAGCUAAAGAGUUGGUGGAUCUUACUGAAAGUGUCAACAGCAACAGAAUUGUAAAGGAUUUAAGGGAGAAGCUGAUUGAUGAGAAGGAUAGGUUCAAGAGACUGGAGAUGGAGCUGGAACUGUUUAAAACGGCAGCCAAAGAGCAGCUAAUGAAAGAGCAAUCUGUCAACAAGCAACUUCGACACGUUUCCCUAGAUCGAGCAUAGAAGUGAAAGUGAAAGUGAUCGAGCAUAGAAGUGAAACUUUCAAUCAGUGAAUUUGAGAUUUGACUUCAUCCACCGGUCGGUGAUAUCAUAAUACAAAUGAUGAUUCUUACAUAAUCCAACAAAGAGACUCGUGGCCUUGAACUACAACAGUAGAUUUUACUAUCAGAUGUUUUACUAUCAACAAGUUAGCUACUUAAACAAAUUGAGACAAACUCGGAAGCAAGGUAAAUUCUGCGCAAGUUUUCUGUCUCGAUAUUGACUGUUCAUGUUGAGCUAGUAUCUAAGCUGGUUAAUGUUUCGGUCGGCAUCUUUUUUAAAGCAGUUCCAGACUCCAGAAGAAUCAGAGAAUUAAAAUUGUGACUGUGGUAUAACUAUAAUCAAAAGUUACAAUGUUUAGUCACGGUAAGAUUUUAUUUAGUUUGAGAUUUUUUGGGUUUAUUUAUAUAACUUUCGUACAUCAGAUAAUUUUACAUGAUUUCCCAUUGUAUAGACAGAAAAUGUACAUAUAAUAUGUAUCAAUCAGAUUACUAUUUGUAAAAUGUAUAUUUAUAAAUUGAAUCUAUUUACAAUUAA